This is a messenger RNA of Eutrema salsugineum, 997 nucleotides long. Its product is annotated as methylesterase 2. The record is from RefSeq and is a predicted model, not a curated record. Bases 61 to 855 code for a protein of 264 amino acids. The transcript is spliced from 3 exons. NCBI's taxonomy places the organism in Eukaryota, Viridiplantae, Streptophyta, Magnoliopsida, Brassicales, Brassicaceae. Gene Ontology annotation, molecular function: methyl jasmonate esterase activity; methyl indole-3-acetate esterase activity; methyl salicylate esterase activity. Gene Ontology annotation, biological process: salicylic acid metabolic process; jasmonic acid metabolic process.
AUGUGUGUUCGGUGUGAAGAGUAGGAAAAUAUAAAAAAUCAAAAAGUUAGAGAAAAAAAAAUGAGUGAAGAGAAUAAGAAGCAGCACUUUGUUCUAGUACAUGGUGCAUGCCAUGGUGCGUGGUGCUGGUACAAGGUUAAACCGCUGCUGGAGGCUUCAGGCCACCUGGUAACCGCCUUAGACCUAGCUGCUUCGGGUAUAGACACAACCAGGUCGAUCACUGAGAUCUCCUCAUGCGAACAAUACUCUGAGCCAUUGAUGCAGCUAAUGGCCUCAUUACCAGUUGAUGAAAAGGUUGUGCUCGUUGGUCACAGCUUUGGAGGAUUGAAUUUAGCCAUGGCCAUGGAUAAGUUCCCUGACAAAAUCUCUGUCUCAGUCUUCGUGACUGCUUUCAUGCCCGAUACCAAACACUCGCCUUCGUUCGUCAUGGAUAAGGAGUUUGGAGGGGACAAGCCACUAGAAAUAUGGUUAGGCACCGAGUUCGAACCAUACGGCUCAGACAGAUCAGGUGUGUCAAUGUUCUUCAGCAAUGAGUUCAUGAAGCAAGCUCUCUACCAACUUUCUCCUAUUGAGGAUCUUGAGCUUGGAUUGCUUCUAAAGAGGCCCGGAUCAUUGUUCAUCAACGAAUUAUCAAGGGUAAAAAACUUUUCAGACAAAGGGUAUGGAUCUGUUCCUCGUGCUUACAUUGUGUGCAAAAGGGACAAAAUCAUUAAAGAAGAACAUCAACGAUGGAUGAUCGAUAAUUUUCCGGCUGAUUUAGUGAAAGAGAUGGACGAGACAGAUCAUAUGCCAAUGUUCUGCAAGCCUCAACUACUGAGUGAUCAUCUCUUGGAAAUCGCAGACAAAUUCGCUUAAAUUUAUCUUUUAAUGAAAAAUGUAUUUGAAUACAAAUAAGUGUUUUUUUUUUUUUGCAAAUGGUUCUUUCUUAACUUUCAAACUUUUGCUUUUCUAUGGUUGAAAUAAGAAAAAUAACAGUCAAAGUAGUGUUGGUUUCGCA